UUGAGAAGGCAGCAAGCGUUCUGUCGAUCAGUACCUUGGCUUGAGAUCUUCCAUGGUGGUGUGAAAGAGUCUUUAAUUUUUMCACCAAUUUACCAGCGAUUGCACUCUACUUGAAAGCAUCAAUUGACAUGGAAUCGGUGGCGUUAUCUCGGCUUUGGCCGCAACAAAUCUCUAUUUUCUUCUUCUGCUUUUGUUUAGUUUUGUUAGGCUCACUAAAGGAAUCUCAAGCUCAAAUAUCAUUUACCGAAGAACCCAAAGCCACGAAAGCUAUUGCUGGAAAACCAGUAGAUCUAAACUGUAAAGCUACAGCUCCCAGGAAAAUAAGAUACGUUUGGUUUUUCGAUGACAGUAGAAUUGCUCCCGAUGGUUCACGACUGAUCAUACGAGCCGAUGGGACUUUGCAUAUAGCUAAUGUCGACACAACAGACGCCGGGAAUUACCAAUGUAGGGCAUCAUAUCGCGAUUUGACCGCCGGUAAAAGAAUAACCAAAAAAAGCCAGAUUGUCGACUUAACAGUAUACGAUUUAUGUUCCUCCAUAACGUUAACAAGUUCUCCAUCAGGGCCAGUAUUUCCCACUGGAUCUACUUUUACCCUCAAAUGUAAAUGUCCCUCAACUCCCAGUGCUACAACUGUGUGGACUAAAGACAGCACUCCAGUAACAUCCGGAGGCCAAAUUACUUUAAAUGGCAACAAACUCAUUAUAAAAAAUCCAACCACUUCAGAUUCAGGAAAAUAUGAAUGCAGUGUUUCUAAUAAUGCUGGGACGAGAAACAGUUCUGCAAUUGAUGUACAAUUUAUGAAACUGGUGGAACCGACAUUUGAUGUAAAGCCUAAAGGYGUUACUGAAGCAGUAGAUCAGUCUGUGUUACUAGACUGCAAAGCAUCUGGGAAACCACAGCCUACUAUACAGUGGUACUUUGAAACCCAAAACACAGCUCUGUCCAACACUUCAAUAUACACUGUCUUUAGUAAUGGCUCYUUAUUAAUCAAGAAGAUUGGAAAUGAUAAAUUUGGGAAUUAUAAGUGUGAAGCUAAGAACAUAGCUAACAGUAAAACAGUUGUCGCAGCUGUUUCAAAAGCAUACAUCAAGAACAUUCGUUUCCGAAGAGAUAUAGAGUAUGCYGAAGUAGGCAAAGAGUUYCUAUUGGAUUGCAAGGCACCUGGURACCCUAAGCCAUCAGUGACAUGGCUAAAUGCAGAUGGAGGACCACUUCCAGCARGUUAUGAUGUCAAAGAUGCUAUGACUUUAAGAAAUAAGAUGGUUAAGGUGACUGAUAGUGCAAACUUUACUUGUACUGCUAAGAAUGUGGCUGGCAAUCGAUCUUCUGAUGUGCAAGUGAUUGCCUCAGUGUACCCAAAAUUUACCACAAAUCCCCAAGACAUGUUAGUGGAAGAGAAUAAAAAAGUGGUACUCAAGUGUGCUGCAAAGAGUCGACCCCCAUCACGUAUUUCUUGGAGAAAAUAUAAUGAGAGAGUUCUAGCUGAUGGAAGUAAUACCAUUAUUAACGAGGGAACGCUGACUAUCAACAAAGUAGAACACAUGGACUCUGGAAUGUACCAGUGUGUGGCAAGACAUCCUAGCUCCAAGUCAGAGAGUAGUCGUAGAGCAAACUUAACAGUUUUAGCUGCUGUAAGAUUAGCAGAUUUUCACAAAAUUGAUCACAAAUUUAAAAUGGGAACAAACGACUCCAAGAUCUACUGUUUCUUCACGGGACAUCCACCCAUCUCGGUCACCUGGAAGAAAAUCGGCUCCAAAAAGUUCCCCAAGACAACCGUUCCUAAUGGAGAACAGMUAUCAUUUAAAGAUAUGAAGAUGUCUGAUGGAGGAAUCUAUUCGUGUACUGGCUCCAAUGCGUUUAGUAGCGUCACGGCGCUAGUUAACGUCUCAGUAUACAUUUACCCUGAAUUCGUGCUUAAACCCAAGAACACCACUGCCAUCAUCGAAGAAUCCGUCUGGCUUCACUGCAACGCGUCCGGUUACCCCAAACCAAAGAUCAGCUGGGGAAGAGAAAAACAUGGUGGAGACAAGCUAAACAAAGAGCGAUUCCAUAAGUUCGAGAAUGGUACCCUCCACAUCGAGAAUAUACAGCCCGGUGAUCAAGGCAGAUAUUAUUGUAUAGCAGCCAAUAAAGCAAGCUUCAGGCAGAUAACUAUCUCACUUUGGGUGAUCAAACCUCCUGCUGCUGUGGCUUAUACGACGAAUACGAUGGGCCGUACGAUUGGGAUAGCUGUUGGUUGUGCUGUUGCUUAUAUAGUACUGGUUGUUGGGCUUAUGAUAUACUGUAAGAGUCGCCGAGCGAGGCAACAGAAGAGAGAACAACUGACUGUAGUUGCAGCUCACGAUCUUGAAAACUGCGAUGAAAAUCCAGAGAUGGCUCUCCAGCCAAUCAACGGCAAACUCGGCAGCUACCAUAAGAUGGAAUUCCCGCGUCACGAUCUGGAAGCGCUGCGCACCCUGGGUAACGGUUCGUACGGGCGCGCAUUCCUGGCACGAGCCAGUGGAAUCAAAGACGGUGAAAGAGAGACCAUGGUUGUGGUCAAGUCUUUGAUAGCGAAGGAUGAUAUCAUCAAGGAAGACUUUCGGCGRGAGAUGAGUGCGUUGGUAGAUAUGGACAACCCACAUGUUCUGUCGUUAUUGGGUGUGUGUAGGGAGAUGGAUCCGCUGUAUAUGAUCUUUGAAUCCUUGGAAAAGGGUGACCUUAAGCAGUAUCUUCUCUCAUGUUACGACAAUGGUCGCAGUACCAUCAACUCAAGCCAGAAACUCUCCAUGUGUUCAGACAUCGUCUCCGGCAUGGCAUACCUCGCCGCAAACAACUUCAUCCACAAAGAUGUUGCUGCAAGAAACUGUAUGGUCACUAAAGACUUGCAAGUCAAGAUCGGAUUCCUGAGCCUUAGCUACGACCUGUACAGCAGCGAGUAUUACAGAUUUAAUAAUAUUCUUAUUCCUUUGCGGUGGAUGGCACCUGAAGCCAUCUUCAACGACGACUUCACAGAGAAAAGCGAUGUCUGGUCAUUUGGGGUAGUUUCCUGGGARAUUUACACGUUGGGACGGACACCAUACGAAAACCGUUCGGAUGAGGAAGUUCUUAAAUGCGUCAAAGGUGACCUUCGCCUCUCUAAGCCGGAUAAUUGUCCUGACAGCGUCGCCAGUGUUAUGACCAAAUGCUGGGAAGAUGAUCCUGAUAAUAGACCGACAUUCGAGAAAAUAUACGCUGAAAUAUCUGAAGUAGCAGUCGACAGCCACGUAUGAUUACCAAGCUAAAACCAAACAAUUUAUGUGGACUCCAAAUAUAUAGAAGAUAACAAGUCCUGGCCUGGUUAUAUUCUUAGUAUUUGACUAUACGUAACAGAGGUGUGGACGAUUGCUAAAAGCUGCAUCUCGUGAGAUAACAACGCGAGAGAUUGGCAAGAUAAUCCACUUACAAACUUUGCAGUCAGUACACUUGAAGUGUAAGAGGGGUUUAGAUAUAGCUCGGAAGUUGUAAAGCUAAACCUCAGAUUCCAGUACUCCGGUACCAAGUCAAGUCGACUAGAUGACAUGGGUUGGUAAACAAGGAGAAAAAGAACUCGUAAUAAGGACAGAAACAAAACAAGAUGGUCUGUUCUAGUAUUAUUAUUAUUAUUUUAUUUUUGAAUCAAUGCUUUUAACUWUAUAUUUUUUAGUGGGUUCUACUGGUUUUGACCUUGCACACUUAGCGUAACAUUCAAUUCCUAUUCACUUCUUUCGCAUACCCAUAAUACUUUGCGGCUUGGGGGAGGGGACUGGGAAAACUGAAGGCUGAUCAGACAAUGUUGAAAAUACCUCGUUUGAUAUCCAAAUAUUAAACAAGAAACAGAAAGAGAUAGAAGGAGUUUAAAUAUUUCUAGGUAAGAUAAUACACUUUUUGUAACACCAUGGCUUUUGAUGUACUGGACGCUUAAGAUUAACUCARAAUGAAAUGCUAAUCAAUAUUGUACAGACAAAAGCAGGAAUAGUGUGCAUUCAGUGGAAAAGCGUUUCAUUUUGGGACACUGUUUUGAUAGGUUACCCCAAGCCGCAAAGCAUUGUGUGCAUGUGAGAGAUGUGCAUGUGAGAGAUGCGCAUGCGCGAAAAGUUAACUUAACACCACAACAAAUUACCACGAAAAAUUUGCUACGGAGUACACCUGUAGCCCUUUUUAGUUUUAGAUUAAAGAUUUGUUUUAUAUGUUUAUUCUUAGUUGUAGUUUUUUGCGCUCCUUAACAUGCCUUGGAUUUAGAAGCUUAUGAAGAGGCCUACGCAUAGAUUGAAGGAUGUAGCGAAGAUAUUUUCUUUAAUUAUGAAUAUUUUAAUAGCAGAAUAAAAUAACAUUAAKUGAAAUUUCAUUCUUAGAUAGCCAAAAUUAGAAUAAAUCAUUCAAUGCUUAGUGAGUCGAGAAGUGAAAAUGUUAGUACUGUACAAACUGCCGUUCUAUGGCUCUCAGAUGAUUAACUGGCUUCCGUUUUCUAGUGAAUUUGAUUGGCUGAGAUCGAAUACCAUUUGAAAGUCAAAGAACCGCACGUUUCCCGCUCGAAAAAAAUGCUGUUGUCAAUGUAUUGUUAUCCUACACUGGCUGGUGUCUGAAACAACCCCAAGGGUCUGUCUGUCUGUCUGUAUAUUUAGUGAAGUUCGUGGCUAGUCAUGUGUAGAACAAGGUUCGACUUUUUGAUUAAUUACCUUACUUUUGAAUGUGCCUGCUCUUGGUCGAAAUAGAGGCUACGCUCCGUAACGUGGUGGCAAUCAUGUGGGGAGGCACGGCAGUGGAGCCUUUUUCCCUGGAUUCCUGGAUCUUUCGUAAAUCAGAGUAUACCAGACUGAUUCUAUAUUGUUCCUGCUCMCUGUCAUGGCUGCCAUCACGUGACGGUGCAAAGCCUCUGUGGAUACUAAUAAAUAAUACUAAAGAAGGUCGACUGGGGUGCCUGUGUCAUUGGCAAUCUAAUUGUUAAGUGUAUGUUAGGGGAGGGGAGGGAUGAUUUGUAAAUAUUGGUAGGAAUUAAAGUGUGCUACCAUUUGGCAUUUCUAGAGACCACACCCAUGYCAUUAGAGUGCGUUGACUUGGAAACUAAAUAUUAACGGCAUGUUUAAGUUUUUAUUCACUGAAUAAAGUAGAUCAAAAUUCCGGCUGUCGGUGCAUGAAAUAUUGAAGUCUAAUUAUGGCCUUAAAAUAACUAAAAAGAUCUUUAUUUUUUUGCUCUUACAUGUAUUUAACUUGAGUCUUAUUAUUAUAAACUGCAGUKUUUAUCUAGUAUCGAUUCCAAAAUAUCAGGAAUUCUUGUGUAYAUCGUUGGCGGAGAUACGUGUAGAAAACUCACUGCGCAUGCUCGGAAGUUCGGCGGGGAAAUUCGUACAAAAAAAUGGAAAAUGUUUCUAAUUUCCUUGGGGGAUGGAAAGUAUGCGAAAAAGGAGCGGCUAAUAUAACUUACUACUGUUCAUCUGUGCUCUCAUUCUUGAACUAGGUUCAAAUUAUUGAUCUUAUUUUGAAUAUUACUCUGGACGCUCACUUCRAACUUUUAAGAUCACUUCAAAUACAAAGCUAAAGAUUAUCAAUUAAGGAAUUCAAAACUAUAUAGGUUAAUAUAUCUUUCCUAUCACUAAAACGCCGGUAUACAGCUAAAUAUACUACUACUACUACUGAGAAAUAAGUGGCAGUUAAGUUCAUAGGGAUUGCGUUGUUAAGUUUAUGGGAGAAUUCGGUCUUAACAAUGUUAGAAGAAGAAAAGAGUUUUAUCAGAAAGCGCAAUAGCUUCUUAUUGUAUAAUUAGCUUGAAAAAGAGGUUUUAAGGAUUCCACUAACAGCCUAGUUUUCAAGCUAGAUCCAGUAUUCACGUCCUAGGAYAGGUGCGCAAAAGGUCUGGGGCGCUAAUCCAUCUUGUAUAUAAAGUGYAUGUUAGUUAAUGAUUUAGUUUUGUACCAAACUAAUCCGAUCAAACGAACUGUAAAAUUCUUCACUAUGAAUAGUCCCUUUCACAGAUUCCAGCACCAUCUUGAAAGGUAGUCGUGCCUUUGCACCCACGUGAUACGAACGGUGAGCUCCCAAUGAUAGUAGAGACUUCUUUCUAUUAACACCUUGAACAAUUAUUCACGUCUCUAUCAUUGCAAGCAGACCGUUCGUCUCGCUUCGAUGCAAGGCACGGCUACCUUUCAAGAUGGCGCAGGGAACUGUGAAGGGAACUAUUAAAAUGAUAUAUAUCGAAUUAAAGGCUUUAGGACUCAUUAAAUUCGCCCAAAGGCGCUUUUUACCGUGGAACCUUUGCUGAACCUUGUGCGCAGCGCGCGGCUCGCGAGAGGUGAUGCACGGUACAACGUAGUUGCUUCCAGAUUCACGAUGCCGCUCCACAUAAAUUUCAGCAAUAUGUUUCGCUGUGUUGCAGACUCUUAAAGAUACUAGCUAGCCGAAGUCGGUGUAGUUUCGUCGUUGGGACAUGCCGUCAUCGUUCAAAUAGAAAUACUAUAUCUAGUUUUGUAAAAGAUAUGUAUGAUACUUAGGACUAAAAGAAUUUAGAAGUGCAUGCGUGGUAAUGCUAAUAAAAAUAUUCCACACA
Messenger RNA from Actinia tenebrosa (Australian red waratah sea anemone), 6541 nucleotides. Its product is annotated as inactive tyrosine-protein kinase 7. Lineage: Eukaryota; Metazoa; Cnidaria; Anthozoa; Actiniaria; Actiniidae. The record is from RefSeq and is a predicted model, not a curated record. Gene Ontology annotation, biological process: cell surface receptor protein tyrosine kinase signaling pathway; protein phosphorylation. Gene Ontology annotation, cellular component: membrane. Gene Ontology annotation, molecular function: transmembrane receptor protein tyrosine kinase activity; ATP binding.